GACAAUGUGGAAUUACUUGCACGUUUCUCCUGAAUUAUACAAUCAGACCUUGAGGUCCACGAGCUUGCUAACAUAGGAGUAAAUUUAUUUAUUUAUUUAUUUGCACCAGCAGCUGAGCAAAUUAAUUUCCAUGCGUCAGAGGGAGCACGCGUAGAUAUCCAUCCCGCCCCUGCGAAAUGUAAGCAAGCAUGGUCAACAGAUCCAGAGAUUUCCCAUAUACUAAACUAGUGCCACCGCCGCCGCUUACAUGGAAGUAGUGUAACUUGACGUAAAAAAAACAUGUCUGAAGAAGGCUGAAACCUGAAGAAGUCUUUUCCACGUUCUGCGCGAGAUCUUAGUAAUAAAUGUACUUGUGAUUUGUUCAGCAAGAAUAUGCCACUACACAGUUCCAGUUCUAGGUAUCACUUACGCGGCUUACUGGGACUCUAGGAGCCGUACAGAGAUGAGGAACUAUGCUCAUCCUUUUGUUUUCUGUAAACUUAUCCAGUCAGGUGUUUGCAUGCUACUUCCAUCCAAAUAUCAGUGACCCCAGAAACACAACCUUGAGCUGCCAUUCUUCAUCAGUAUCCACUAUCCAGGCACAUCCAACCAUGACCAUUUCCUCACGAAAAAAGAGGAAGGUUUCAGAGCCAGUUCAGAACACUGACACCUGUAAUCUCCGGUCUAGUCUACUUCUUGCGGUAGGAGAGAAUAGGACCAAGCAAACCCGCACCUUCCUCCACAGUUCAUCACAAGUAGGCCAGUAUAGCAGCAGAUGCAGAGCUAGACACAUCUCUGCGCAACAAACACUUGGAUCGCGCGAGGCGAGAGGAUAAGCGAGAACGCAAAAAAAGAUCUUUGUCUCUUUUACCGUCCCAGUUGACCGGCCGCCCACCACCACUCCGGCCGACACAUCAACAACCACUGUGAAUGAAUCCGCCAUGGCCAUACCUGCGAUGGCGCCACCACUGUGCUCGGCCGCACUCGACUUAAAAAAAACGAGCUCGGAGCUGUCAUGUCCUACUCCUACCUCCUGAUGCCACCGAGCGAAUACCACGCACACCACCACGAGACAGAGGGAGAAUUCUUUCCCUCUUUUAAUCUAGCAAACAAAUGCAAGCGCACAAUUGGAACAAGUAAGCUGGUGACCAGGAAAGCAAUUCGAGGGAGGGGGAGAGGAGGAAGAUUUUUAAAAGAAGGAGACGCCAGAAAGGAGACGACGAGUGCUCGAUUCUUUUCCUCGCUAGAAAAAGUGGAAGCGAAACAAAGAAAAGCUGUGUGAGAGAAAGAGAGAGAGAGAGAGUAGACUAGCAGUACUAGUUAGUUUAUGGUGGCAAUAAUUGUUUGGCAGGCAUUGGGAAUCCCGGCGCCAGUGUUUCCAUCCCGCAGCGCUGAAUUCCAAGAGAUCUCGUCUGCCCCUCGUCCUCCUCUCUUCGGGCCAUCACGGCGGCGGCAGCGGCGGCUCGGCUCGUUUGCGGUGUGCCGCAAGUUGUGCAACUGAACUGCGCUUUGCCCGCCCCCGGCCCUUCCUUUUUGGGCGCAUAUAAACGAGCAACGUCUCGCCUUUGGGGUCGGCGGGGCCGCCGCUUUUUAGUUGCGCUCUCCCCUCCUCUCCCCCGCACCCUGCCUGCCUUUUCCAUUGGAGCGCACAAAGCCGGACGGCACCACCAUUUAAAGAAGGCCAACCAAGCACACGGCACGGCGAAGAAGAGACCACCACCUCACACUCCAUUCACGGCAGGAUCGAUCGCUAUAGCUGCUGCGCCCCCCUGCACCCUUGCGUCUUCUGCCGCUGCUGCGCUGCGGCUCCGGCACAGAACUGAGUACUUUUGUUUGAAGAAAGAUUUGUUCAGUCAAGCUUUGCAAAUUACCAUCAUAGUUUGGAUGACAUCCAUGGUUACUUUGAUGAGUUUAUGGAGCCCUGGUUGCCGAGCUUAUCUGGGUUCUCUGACAAUGGAACUGUAAUAUUUGCAACAAAACUUUCCUCAUCUUGGAAGAAAGUUUCAAGAGGGCUUGACAACUUAUAAGUGUCCUGUGAAGCCUGAUGACGUGUUCGUGAGGGCGAAGUGGGAGAGCAAAAUUACUUCUGGCAUGCAGAUGUCAACAGAUCCUAAUCACUACGGGGUAUUUCCACAUUCAUUCUGCAACCAACAUGUGGUUUCAUUUCAGACGAGUUCAGUUACUAGUGUAUCAGGAGCCAUACCAGUUUGUCUAGACACUUCCAGUGGAAUGAAUGGCAAUAUGGCGAUGUUGAACACUACAACUUCAACGAUUGUAUCCACUGGUUCACCAAACAUGAGUGCUGAGUUUUCUUGCCAGAACCUCAAGUAUACUGCACCGUUGGCUGUGGAGUGGUCCUAUCCGGAGCUGCAAUUGUUGAAUGAUGGCCUCAACAAGUAUGCAAAUGAACCAGGAAUCAUGAAGUACAUAAAGAUAGCAGCCACGUUACCAGACAAGACAGUAAGAGAUGUUGCCAUGAGAUGCCAAUGGAUGGCAGCGAGAAAAGAAGCUACAAGACGACGGAAACCUGAAGAACAUUAUCUUGGAAAAAAGAUAAAAGAUAGAAAGGAUAAAAUGGCUGAGCCGUCAUCAUGGGGUACCAAUCCUCCUGUUCAGACUGAGAUGAGAUGUUCCUCUUCUAUGCCUGCUAACGCCAAACACAAUGGGUUUCUCUCUGCAGACUCUCAAAUUGAUCAUGGAAUGCUAAAUAUAUUGGAAGAAAAUGCUAAGCUACUCAAUCAAAUAGAAGUAAAUAUUUUAACAUCACAGGCCCAUAACAAUAUUGAACUUUUCCAUCACGCAAGAAGGAACAUCAAUGGUCUUUUACAAAGCAUGAGCCAAAUUCCCGGAAUAAUGAGCAAGAUGCCCCCAUUGCCUAUUUCGGUGGAUGAAAGGCUAGCUAGCUGCAUACUCCCUCGUGCUCCUAUGGCUCAAGUUCUUGGCAGCAGUCAUUUGAAAGAAGAACGAAGAGUAUGGUAGGCCACUGCUAGACAGGGAAGCAGCUCAAUUUUCAGCAGCAGUUUGACCAAAAAUAUCUGAAGAGCCAUGUGCUUGGGAGUCUGCAUGGAGAAGCAUAGGUGAAAGAACGAUCUGGCUUUUCUGAUGGUCUCAAAGCUACAGAAGCAACAUGAUCCACUUCACCUCAUGGCUUAAAGAACACUGUCUAGCUUGCCUUGUCAGGAUGCUCUGUAUUAGUGAUCAACAAAUUUGAGAUAGGGAGAGUUUUCCGUAAUCUGCAGUUUUCCUCACCUUGGUUGCACAUAUCGAUUCUUUUUUGGGUUUUGUCCUGGUGAUCGAUGUUAACAGAAGUGUAGCGUAGAAAUUGAACUUUGAUAUGAAUAAUUAGCAGGAAAAGCCUAGCCUUUUUGUCAGUUACUACAAUGGUAACCAACCUCCUGUGUAUCUAGUAUUCUAGUUCUAGUA
Molecule: messenger RNA, 3402 nt
Organism: Zea mays
Lineage: Eukaryota; Viridiplantae; Streptophyta; Magnoliopsida; Poales; Poaceae
Exons: 9
Coding region: 2071-2958 (295 amino acids)
Source: RefSeq, a predicted model, not a curated record